AUGCCCCACCACUACAACACGGAGCUGUGGGAGCAUACACACAAGGGCACGGUCAAGGUGCCGGUUCGGGGCGGCAACUGGAAAGACAUCCCCCGGAGGAUAGUCGAGGAGGAGGUGCAACGGGAGAUCUGCCGGGAGGUGGCGGCUGAUGCAGGCGGCGGGUGGCAGUACACCACUGCUCUCAGAGAGGCUGUGCGGACCAAGAAGCCGGUCCUCACGAGGAAGGGGCGGCUCAUGGUGCCUGGGGCGGAGGAUGAUGCCGUUUUGGCGAUGUACCACGCGUCGCACGGUGACGACAUGAAGGAUCUAGUGGGAUGCAUGCAAUCGGCAGGGGUGAAGGCGGAGCGCGUCCAGGCACACACCGCCGUGGCGAUUCCGCGCACGCGUGGGGGGGCGUUGGUGGCCAAGGGCACGUUCGUGAAAGCGAGCCCGGGGGAGAAGUGGUUUUCUGAUGUGGCACUGUCGGCGCCUAAAGGGGGGGAGUGGUUUGCCAAGGUGUUGUGCAUCUUCAAGGCGGCUGGGGAUGAGGGGGAGCCGAAGGGCUACAUGUACGUGCGGUACUAUGAGCAGGCUGGGCCCUGUCCCCUGACCACAUGCAUCCAGCUAACACCCCACCGGAUGGAGACGAGGUUCGCUGUGGUGGAGGUGGCCACGAUCCUGAGGGUGGUGCACAUUUGUCGGAGCUUCAGCAACCCCAAGACGUCAUACGACAGCAUGGCCGCGAUAGUGACUCUCCUGGAGGCUCUCAAAGCCCAUCCUGACGAUGUGUACUUGUUCUACGAGUUCCCGUUCAUACCUACGAGGCUCCCGGUGUCGGCGGUUAUGGACGCGGAGUUCGGUAUAGCGCGCGAGUGGCAUAUGAUGGUGGGUUUGCUGGUCAACGCUUCUGGCUCCAAGUGGCGUCAUCCGCUUGUGGUGUUGAGGCGGGAUGAUGGCAGGGCCGUACACAAUGGGCGGCGUCGUGAGCAUAAUGUCGUGGUGCGCUACGCAAAGCACGGCCGCAUGUCGUCUGAGCUAUUCACGGAGCACAUGGUGAAGUUGGACGGGGAUCUCUUCGCAAAGAACGAGCGCGCAAUUGUUCUGGUGUACGACCCGAAGCACGAGCUGACUGGUUGUGUGUUCGAGUCGGAAACCGUUGCCGGGUUUGCGGCGCAGAAUCUCCUGAGUGUCAAGGUGGUGCAGCUUUAUGGCGGGCCGCCCCGGUGCAGCAUGCCGUCGACGACCGGGGUGGUUGACACGGUGAAGGCAAUACACCGAUACUGGUUCAUGAAGGACGCUAUGGACAGCAACGAGUGGAAGAAGAAGGGAGAGGUACCUCGACCGUCACUCCCAGACGUGCUGAGGAGGCUGGAACUGGCGUGCAAGUUGACGUCGGAGACGGCUAUUCAGAGGAGCUGGUGGCGCGCGGGUUGUGUGCCGACGGCGUGGGUGUCGCUGAUGAAACGCCUGGAUGGCGCUGGCGCUGCUUUGAUGUUUGAGCCCAUUGUUAGCGAGCUUACAAUGCUGCAGAUGGCUAUUGAGAAUUUUAAGAGGGCCCCUGGUAUGUAUAUGACGUCGUGGGAUUUUGUGGGCUGCGACGAGGACCUGCUCAUCAAGUGGGGCGUGAUUUCGGCGGAGGAUGAGGAGGACGAGGCUGAUGAUGACGAGAUACCGGCGUAUUUUUGUAUCCCUGAAGGGCCACUGUAUCGGGACGUUCGCAGCCGGCGCAGGGUCGUGCGGAUGGUGGCGGGCGAGUACAGCCAGCAGGCGGGCAAUUUGGGCAUACCAGUGUCCCAGGUGCCCGAGGCGUUGGGCGCGCAUAACGAGGAGGUGAUAAGCCGCCUUCGAAGGACGCCUACUAAGCGUGCUCGUAACGGACCUGCGGUGGGCGGCCAGCCUGGUGGGUUUUCCGCAGGCGCAGGAAGCUAG
Closterium sp. Yama58-4 is the source of this 1908-nucleotide messenger RNA. Lineage: Eukaryota; Viridiplantae; Streptophyta; Zygnematophyceae; Desmidiales; Closteriaceae. The record is from the annotation of a GenBank genome assembly.